AUGUUCUCUGCCAUGCUAAAAGAUGCCUGCCGUAAUGAGCGUCCCGGGACCCGCGUCGUCGACAGGACAGACUGUAACCUCCUCAACUACAGGCACUUCCAGUCGCGUGUAUCCACAACCACCGUCCAUGAACUCCUCUUCGUCAACGACUGCGCCCUCAACGCCACCUCGGAAGGGGACAAGCAAAGGAGCAUGGACCUCUUCGCCGCCGUCUGCGACAACUUUGUUCUGGUCAUCAACACGGAAGAACCCAAUUUGCUGAUCGAAUUCUAG
Spirometra erinaceieuropaei is the source of this 273-nucleotide messenger RNA. NCBI's taxonomy places the organism in Eukaryota, Metazoa, Platyhelminthes, Cestoda, Diphyllobothriidea, Diphyllobothriidae. The record is from the annotation of a GenBank genome assembly.